Brettanomyces bruxellensis is the source of this 1098-nucleotide messenger RNA. RefSeq lists its product as uncharacterized. Gene Ontology annotation, cellular component: eukaryotic translation initiation factor 2B complex. Gene Ontology annotation, biological process: translational initiation. The transcript has a single exon. NCBI's taxonomy places the organism in Eukaryota, Fungi, Ascomycota, Pichiomycetes, Pichiales, Pichiaceae. Gene Ontology annotation, molecular function: translation initiation factor activity; guanyl-nucleotide exchange factor activity. The coding region runs from base 1 to 1098 and encodes 365 amino acids. The record is from RefSeq and is a predicted model, not a curated record.
AUGUCAUCAAGCGAACAUAAACUCGACAUAUUGGUUGACUCGUUUGUCAACAAACUUAAAAGAAGACAAAUCACAGGUUCCUAUCAAGUUGCACACGAAACAUGUCAAUUUCUUAUGAGAGUCACUUCUUCUUCACGUUGGCAAAGUCCAGAGGAGUUUAUUGCACUUAUAAGAAGUAUUGGGCAACGUAUAGUCAAGGCACAGCCUCGUGAAUUCGCAGCUGGUAAUGUUUUGAGAAGAGUUUUAGCGCUGGUGCGAGAUGAAAUUAGUGAUAGAAGUGCUUCAGCUUCUGCAGAUAAUGCACCUGUUAAUACAGCAAUGUUUCGCCUUUUGGUUCCUCCACCGGACAAGCAAGAGCAGGAGAAUAAUGCACAGCAGGGCCAAAAUACAAGGAAAAUAGAGAGAAAGGACGAUUUAAGAUCCAUAGUGAUUCAAGGAAUAAGAGAUUUGAUAGAUGAGAUUGCAUCUGUUCAUGAGAACAUAGCACAAAUGACAGUGGAAAUGAUACAUGACAAUGAGGUGUUACUUACGCCGACUCCUGGAUCCGAGACUGUCCUUAAAUUUUUGCUUAAGGCCAGCUUGAAGCGGAAAUUCACCGUUUUGAUUACAGAGAACUACCCAAAUGAUAUUAAACUCUGUCAUAAAGCAGCUAAAAAGCUUGCGGAGGCCAAUAUUGAGACAGUUAUAAUUCCAGACUCUACUAUUUAUGCUGUUAUGUCACGUGUGGGAAAGGUUCUUAUUGGUGCGAGAGCUGUUUUUGCCAAUGGAGGUUGUGUGACAGCGUCAGGCGUUGCCACCGCUUGUGAAUGUGCUAAAGAAUACCGUACGCCUGUUUUUGCAGUGGCUGGAUUGUAUAAAUUCUCUCCAAAUUACCCAUUUGACAGAGAUACACUUAUAGAAGUUGGAAAUUCUGGUAAGGUCUUACCUUACAAAGAUAGCGACCUUGUUGGUAAGUGUGAAGUGACAAAUCCUGUGCUAGAUUACGUUCCACCCGAAUUUAUCGAUAUCUACAUCACAAACAUUGGUGGUUUCUCACCAAACUUUAUCUAUAGAAUUGUGCUUGAUAACUAUCGAACUGAUGAUGUCGACUUUUCAUGA